Antrostomus carolinensis (chuck-will's-widow) is the source of this 2495-nucleotide messenger RNA. It is a transcript of the gene BRAT1, whose product is annotated as BRCA1 associated ATM activator 1. Gene Ontology annotation, cellular component: nucleus. The record is from RefSeq and is a predicted model, not a curated record. Gene Ontology annotation, biological process: DNA damage response; positive regulation of protein phosphorylation; cell population proliferation. The transcript is spliced from 12 exons. Lineage: Eukaryota; Metazoa; Chordata; Aves; Caprimulgiformes; Caprimulgidae. The annotation marks the transcript as partial.
GGGUCACAAUCAGCUACGGCAAGGACCUUAGAGUUGUGCGAGGGGACAGAAGUCCCGGCAGUCACACUCACACUCUGUUUUCUGGCCUCUUCUCGGGGAACACCCGGUUUGUAGAUCCCACCGUGGAGGUGCUGCAGGACAACCCCUGUCUGACAGAGUUCAUCACCACGGUGCUGGCCCUGCCAGAGCCCAGUCUGAGCAUCCUCUCCUUUACUCUGCGGUUAGUUGGGAUACUUGCUGCUUCUGAAGUCCGCUUCCAACGCUUGCAGCAGGAGCAGCUGUUGGUCAGGCUCUUUGGCAGGGACGGGCCUCUGAACAGCGCAGCGUGGGAAGACGCAUCUGUGCGAAGUGGCUGGGUGGAGGGUGUGCACAGCAUGAUGCAUCACCAGCCUGCCCUCCAGUUCCUCUGCAAUGGUGGAGGCAUAGAUGUGAUCUUCACUCUGCAAGGAGAUUCCAGCCUGUUUGUGGCUUCUGCUGCCACUCAGCUUCUGGUGCAGAUGCUCACCCUCUCCGUAGAGUCUGAAACGACUAAACCUCCGGCUACAAAGGACUGUGACUGGCCAGCGUGUGCCCAAAUGAUUAUAAAGCAUAUAGAAGAUUCCUUGCAAUCCAGCUCUGUCUGUCAGAUCAAGCAGUCGUUAAAACUGUUAACUAGUGUGUUUGGCAGUUGUCGCGCUGCGUGGACUGAAGUCCUUUGGUUAGGCAUAGCAAAGCAAGUGGAAUCCCUUUUGACGGAAGAGACUGUUCAAGUGAAGCACAUGCUCGCGAAUCUUUUGCUUAACAUGGCAUGGUCUCCUGUGUUUUCUGACCCUGAAGGCAGUUUUUGGGCUUUAGUGACUUCUGCUCUUGAGCACUUAACCCCAGUACAAGUGGGUCCUUUGGCAGAGGGAGUUCUGAGGCUCUACAGAUGCCCACAAGAUGUGAGGAUUCAGGCACUGACUGUUCUACUUCAGCCAAUGGACUGUAUUUUGAGAGCAGCCUCCCAGCCUCUGGAAUAUGCAGGUUUGCUGGAUGAGUCUGUUAGUGAUCCCGUCACUGUUGAAAAUCUUCUGUCCUCUAAGUCAUCUUGUGCUAGUCUUCUGUGUCAGACCCUCGCUCAUCUGGAGAAGCUGCUGUCUAUGACUCGUUUCCAAGUGGAUUUACCCGCUACGUCUUUGCUGCGCUCUCUGAUGACAAUAUUACAAUUCUGCAAUGGCUUCCUGAGUCCCGUUUCUCCUCUGGGAAGCACAAUAAGCCGAAUCUUGAUCAAUUGCUCCCGAGUACAGAGGUCAGCUCUUGAUGUCCUAGCAGCACUCUCGGAGCGAAAAGGCUGUGACACACUCAUAGGAAAUCUAUUUGAUAUCCUUCUGGCAUACCUGGAGAGUCCGAACACCAGCCCUACUGUUCUAAAGAAGACAUUUAAUGCUACAUCCAAGUGGCUGGUGCACUUGCAGGAACUGUCCUGCUCCAACAGUCAGCGGCAACAAACCAAGAAGAUUUUGCAAGAUGUGUUUCUGGUGCUGCAGAAGCAUUUGUGCAGUCCUUGCUGGGAAGUAAGAGAUUCUUCUCUGGAAUUCCUCACUGUCCUGAUUGAAGGCUUGAGAGACCAGGAUGAGUUCAGGCAGUCUCUCCUGUCUUCAGAAGUGCCAAAGCUUACAGAAAAUCUUCUUGAGGAUCCAGAAAGCUACGUGCGAGCGAGUGCUGUGACUGCUGUGGGACACUUGGCCUUCAUUACUUACUUUGCUGCAGGGUCACCUGUUACAGGGAAUCAGUAUAAUAAAGAGAACACCAUAGCGAAACUUCAAGAAAUCUUGUCAACAGACUCGGAGGGCUUUCCCAGGAGGGCAGUGAUCAGCAUCUUCACCAAGUGGGUGAGAGAAGGCUGCACAUUUCAGCUGGAAGAUACAGAGCAGUUUGUCUCUAGAGUGAUCCGAAUUGUGGAGCAUGACUUAGACUGGGAAGUCAGACUUGGUGGUUUGGACCUUGUUCAAGCUUUCUGUAAUCAAACAAUUUGCCUGUUUGGCCUUCCUAAAUGCCUGUAUGCUUCUGUCACACCUGCAGUCACUAGAUCCGUUCGUCGGAAUAAGCCGCUGCAGAUAUUUUGCCGGGCAAAACUUUUCAGCUUUUUGUUUUGGUCUUUGUGUGACUAUGACAAACCAGUAGGUCAGAGAGCCUGUGAUAUACUGCUUGACUUAAGCAGUAGUUUCUAUCCAAUUAGGUCCCUGAAGGAUUCACAAGAGACUGGAGAUUUACCUGCAGGAUAUGGCAUUGACUGGUUACAAAACACACUAAGGCAAGGUUCUUUAGCCCAGAACUUCCCCACAGAUGGUAGUAAUGGGGUGAAUUUUGAAGAUCCAGAGAGCAUGAUGGUAGCUUUGGGUACAAUAGACUUAAUCGAACUACAUGAUGAGCUAAAUAAAAGUAGUUACCAUGUAGAGGAAAGCCCUCAGUCCCUCUUAGAGGACAUCCUUGCUACUGUGGGGACCAUAGAAGAGAAUGAAGCUGACUGUUACUGA